AUGAAAUCACUUCACCGGUUUCUUCUAACCCUCAUAAUCCUUUUACACGUGUGGCUGACUGCGGCCGAAGUUACCGACAACCAGAAAUCAUUUUUGCUGCAGUUGCACAAUGAGUUACGGAAGCAGAUUGUUCAAUGCAUGCUUCCUGGUCAGCCUCCUGUGAAUGGAGCCCUAUUGGAUUUGCUGAAGCUAUGGCACGAUGGCCUGGCUGUGAAGGCCGAGGAGUGGUCAACCCAGUGUUCUAAAGGACAUGAUGAACGAACCAAGAGAAUUGUUGCUCCAUUCCGUAGUGUUGGCCAAAACUACGCAGGCGGUUACCAGGUAGAAACUGGAAAUUACAAAGGUGCAAAACCAUACAAAAAGGGAACAGCGGAAGAUUGUCAGAAAAUUGCAACAAGUGGACAACCCUUCCAAAAGAUCCGAUCAGGUUUUGUGGGUUCAACAAUCAUGAGAAUUCCUACGGCUAAAUCCCGCGGCGUGGUUUCAACAACUAUCAUCACUCCCAACAAUCACUUACGCAGUAUGAAGUCAACAGCUAUGGUCCUUGCAGUGGACAAAUCACGUGGAAUGAUCUUUAGGAUCGAAAAUCUGCCGGGAACUUUACGUGGCAACGGUUCAACACCAACGGUUGCACCAACGGGUAACUCAGUUGGCAUGCAUUCAACAAAAGACAAUACUAUAACACAGGAGAAAUCAUUUUCCAGAUCCUCAGCCGCUGUCAGAACUACCGUAGUCUCGUUUCUCACUUUACUUUUUUCUCAUUUAAUACUGGCUUCGUUUUAA
This is a messenger RNA of Dicrocoelium dendriticum, 783 nucleotides long. The record is from the annotation of a GenBank genome assembly. Lineage: Eukaryota; Metazoa; Platyhelminthes; Trematoda; Plagiorchiida; Dicrocoeliidae.